UGACAGGGAUGAUUCUGAUCCUCGUGACGUCACCCGAUACCCUGCGCUCCUACAGUCAGUCAGCGAAGGGAUGCUCUGAACGAAAGAUUGCAGCAUCUUUCCUGAGAGACUACAAACAAUUCGCAUCUCCCUCUAGCUUUGUAUCCAUUCUCGGCAUUCUCUUCCCUUUGGACCCUCCUGAAAACCCACCCCUUGCCCUCCAAAAUCGAACUGCAGGGUGUCUUCAUGCACGAAAGGAAGACCGGAUAGAACACCAUAUUUUUAUUUCAGCACUUUUCCUUUCCCUUUACUUAUUUAACCUCUUUGUCGUCUGUAUAUUUUUGUUUUGAUCUUUUAUUUUGUUGACCAUUGCCUAACCGCAAUACAGAGAGGAGCGCCAUCGGUCUCCAUUGCCUGAUAGGAAUACGCGCUUUAUUGCCGUGGAGUGAAAUAACACACAUGAAGAAAUUAUUGGAAGAUUAAAUUAGCCUACUUUCUACAACACGUUUAUAGUAUCUGGAACGGGACAUCAUUUAUCUGUUCAUUGGAUUUUUGUUGAGGUUACGUUCCAUACGCAGCGCAAGCAUAGUCUUCCUCCGUUAGAACAAAUAACCCAUACUCUGCGUAGCAUCUCGGUGUUCUCUGAAAAGGCGAGGAUAACGCGCAAGAUAUUUCAUUCGCAAGACUAUACGCAUUUUCGAUUCUUGAAUCGCUUCGUCAAUAUUUAAAUAUUUUUUUUCAAUAGGCUACGUUGCAUAAAGGGAUAAACGCAUUUUCACCCAACCUACUUUAAAAAUGAUGGCCGGCGGGGCAGUACAACAAAACGGGGUUUUCUUGAAUCCCCACCAUCACAAUCAACAGCCGCACAUGGAGUCGGAUCCCCCUGAUUCGCGUAAAAGACCACUGGAGACCCCAACCGAGGCUAGCAGCACUAAACGCACAAACACGGGAGUGGCCUUCCUGCAGCCCCUUUUUGAAACUGAAGGCAUUGUAUUCCCUCACCAGGAAUCACACUCUGAGGCACAUGAGGAAGGUGAGUACUUCCUGAAGGUGCUGAUCCCCAGCUAUGCGGCCGGCUCCAUCAUCGGUAAGGGAGGACAGACCAUCGUCCAGCUGCAGAAAGAGACCGGCGCCACCAUCAAACUGUCCAAAUCCAAAGACUUCUACCCUGGCACGACAGAGCGGGUGUGUCUGAUCCAGGGGACAGUGGAGGCUCUGAAUGGAGUCCAUAACUUCAUCGCUGAGAAGGUGCGGGAGAUGCCACAGAGCAGCCAGAAAUCCGAACCGGUCAGCGUAAUGCAGCCACAGACCACCGUCAACCCUGACCGCAUCAAACAGGCCAAGCUGAUAGUACCAAACAGCACAGCAGGUCUGAUCAUUGGUAAAGGUGGAGCCACAGUCAAGGCCGUCAUGGAGCAGUCAGGCGCCUGGGUGCAGCUCUCCCAAAAACCAGAGGGCAUCAACCUGCAGGAGCGAGUGGUCACCAUUAGCGGAGAGCCCGAGCAGAACCGUAAAGCCGUGGAGAUCAUCGUUCAGAAGAUCCAGGAGGACCCCCAGAGCAGCAGCUGCCUCAACAUCAGCUACUCCAACAUCUCUGGCCCUGUGGCCAACUCCAACCCCACCGGCUCUCCCUACGCCAACUCAGCCGAGGUGAACCCCGCUGCUGCUGCUGCCGCCGCUGCCACAGCCUCCAGCCUCCUGGGUCAGGCCACCAUGCAGAGUAUGGGCGGCUUCCCCACCACCAUGGGUCCCAGCUUCUCAGGCAACGACCUCCUGACCAUUACCUCGGCCCUCAACACGUUAGCCAGCUACGGCUACAACACCAACUCCCUGGGCCUGGGGCUCAACCCCGCUGCAGCCUCAGGAGUCCUGGCCGCCGUAGCGGCAAGCGCUAACCCCGCCGCGGCUGCCGCUGCAAACCUCCUGGCAUCCUACGCCAGCGAUGCCUCCACCAGCGCAGGCCACCAGGCCGCCUCCCUGGGAGGCUUCACCCUGGGCUCGCUGGCCGCGGCCACGGGGGCCACUAACGGCUACCUGAGUGCCUCAUCCCCGCUGAUGGCACAAUCCCUGAUGGCCACUGAGAAGCAGAUGCAGGAGGGGGCCAAGGACGUGGUGGAGAUUGCUGUUCCCGAAAACCUGGUAGGAGCCAUCUUGGGGAAAGGAGGGAAAACGCUAGUGGAGUACCAGGAGCUGACUGGAGCCCGGAUCCAGAUCUCCAAAAAGGGAGAGUUCAUUCCCGGCACCCGGAACCGUAAAGUUACCAUAACCGGCUCUCCGGCGUCAACGCAGGCAGCUCAGUAUCUGAUCAGCCAACGGAUCACGUAUGAGCAGGGUGUGCGCGCCACCAACCCACAGAAGGUGGGCUAGAAAAAGGGAAUGGAAUGGAGGAAAACGAGUGGGGGCUUGGGGAGUAAUGCAAAGUGAGAGAGAAAUGGAGAGGAGAGCAAGAAUGUUGGAAGGAAUCGUCCACACGUUUUUUCGUGUUUCAGUAUUGUAAAAAUGAUGUGACGCAAAUAUUUGCUCGGAGAGAGGAGAAAGUGUAAUGCGGAAUACAAAUGAAAAUAAGGUGUAAAAUGUAAAUACGGUUUUAUUACUUAAGUCUUGAUCUUUCGGGAUUUUUUAUUGUUUUGUUUUUUUGUUCUUUUGUUUUUUGUUUGUUUGGCUAUUCUCCGGACAGUGGUGAAUGCGAUUUUAAACUGGCAUGCUGCCGCGCUGCAGUUUGGAAAAGGGGGGCGGUGGGGGUACUGGGGGCCAACCCCCAUGGAAUCAGCCCCUUCCCCACCCCCACCCCCAUUCCUGUGUAGCUCACAGAUUUUUUUCUUCAGAUUUGCCUUCAGUUUCAAUUUGCCCCUUACCCUGCCCCCCACUUUUCGCCCUCCCCCUACAAGGGUCUGAGAAGACGGCAAAUAAGUGCUUGGUUUGAGAUCUAAGGAAAUCCCUGUAGUUGACGACAUCCCCCUACAUUCCCCCAUCCCUCGCCCCUCUCACAGCCCCCCCACCCCCCCC
Molecule: messenger RNA, 2985 nt
Organism: Salvelinus fontinalis (brook trout)
Lineage: Eukaryota; Metazoa; Chordata; Actinopteri; Salmoniformes; Salmonidae
Product: RNA-binding protein Nova-1-like
Exons: 5
Coding region: 775-2346 (523 amino acids)
Biological process (GO): mRNA splicing, via spliceosome; regulation of alternative mRNA splicing, via spliceosome
Cellular component (GO): cytoplasm; nucleus
Molecular function (GO): mRNA binding
Source: RefSeq, a predicted model, not a curated record